CUGAAAUAUUCAAAAUGAUCCCAAAUGGGUAACCCAAAGCCCUGGUUAAAACGAAAGCUUUGGAAUUAAAUAUUGAGAAUCUUAUCUUCCUCUGGUUUAGUUUUACAUUUCCGAGCAAUUGUUGGAGAGGUCGUGUUGAAUAGUUGUGGAGGAGGAAAACAGAGAGAAGCAUUUUCUUCCGAUCAAUCAUCAUCAUCAUCCCCAAAUCUCUCUUCUUCUUUUUUUAUAAUUCUCCCUCGUUGUCUUCUUGAAUCCUGGUCAAAUUCUCCAAUCUUGAAUCUUGACAAAUCCAUGGAUCAAAAGCCUCUAGGAUUGCUAACAAUUCAUAUCAAAAGAGGUAUUAAUCUCGCCAUUCGUGACCAUAGAAGCAGCGAUCCUUAUGUUGUUAUCACCGUCGCCGAUCAGACAUUGAAGACACGUGUGGUGAAAAAAAACUGCAAUCCAAUAUGGAAUGAAGAAAUGACCGUUGCAAUCAAAGAUCCCAAUGUUCCAAUCCGCUUGACAGUGUUUGACUGGGACAAGUUCACUGGAGAUGACAAAAUGGGAGAUGCUAACGUAGACAUUCAACCAUACUUGGAGGCUCUGAAAAUGGGGAUGGAGCUUUUGAGGCUCCCUAAUGGAUGCGCUAUCAAAAGGGUUCAGCCAUCGAGGGAAAACUGUUUAUCAGAUGAAAGUAGCAUUGUGUGGAACAAUGGUAAAAUCACUCAAGACAUGAUCCUUAGGCUCAACAAUGUUGAGUGCGGCGAGAUUGAAAUCAUGCUUGAAUGGCAUGAAGGUGCUGGUUGCAGAGGUGUGACUUCCUCUACCAAGGGAGCAGGCUCUUCUUCCUUUACCUAGGAAAUGUUUUGCCCUUGUUGUUGUUUCAUAUGUAUAAGAGAGAUGAAGCAUGUUUUGUUUGAUGACCAUUUCAUUUAAGAAGAAAUCUUAAGAAUAUUUGUAUUUUGAGUAUUGCAGUUCCUGUUUUUGAUC
Messenger RNA from Raphanus sativus (radish), 969 nucleotides. Its product is annotated as protein C2-DOMAIN ABA-RELATED 10. The record is from RefSeq and is a predicted model, not a curated record. The coding region runs from base 292 to 837 and encodes 181 amino acids. The transcript has 3 exons. NCBI's taxonomy places the organism in Eukaryota, Viridiplantae, Streptophyta, Magnoliopsida, Brassicales, Brassicaceae.